AUGGAGCCUCAAGAACGCACAUCAACCGCGCUUGUGCGCAAGCGGACCGACCUCGAACUGAUGCCACCACCGCCCGCCGCGAAGAAAAUCAAACGCCCCAAAAAGGUCAUAGAUGAAGACACUUAUACCGACGCCUUAUCGCAGAUCAUUGCGCGCGACUUCUUUCCCGGACUCCUUGAGGCCGAGACCCAGCAAGAGUACCUCGACGCUCUCGAAUCAAAAGACAAGGCAUGGAUUUCCAAUGCUGGCCAGAGGCUGGAGCGUGUGAUGACGCCGGGGAGGAAUAGGGUCAAAAGGCCGAUGCCUUUCAACAACGCUGGACGAACGCCAUCCGCAUACGGCGCAGAUACGCCGGCAUCAGUGGCAUCGACAGUAUCCGAAGCGCCAAAACCAGUCGUGGACACGAAUAUGAGCCUGGCCAAUUUCCAGGCUACUUACACCAGCGAAGACAAUGAGAGCUUUUACAAGCUCAUGGAUAAACAAAAUCAGAAGAAGGCAGAGAAGUACGAAUGGAUCUGGCGAGGGAACAAAUUGCCUUCAAAACAGAUGAUCAAACAAGCAGAAGUCGAAGCCAAAUUACUAGAGACAAGGAGUCUGGUGGACGAUGGGUGGAAAAGGGACAGACUUGCCAUCAAGGACGUGGACGACAGGCCAGCGAGACCGGACAGUUGGAACGCCAACCCCAAGAACAACUUGAUGUUCGGCCCGGAUGGCGUGGACGACGACUACGAGAGCCCAGCCCAGAAGGCGCAGGCCCAAUCGAUGAUGCCGCCUAAAUCGAUCAACUAUCAAAACACGAGGGUACCGCAACCAGCAAUCGCAGAGAGAGCUCUGUCCCCGACGCUUUCUGCUGUCAGAGACGCGAUUGCUGGCAAACCCCGCAAAGAAGACCUGGCUUCGAGCGCCGUAGGAGGUGGAGAGACGCCAAGAGUGAAUGGGUACGCCUUUGUGGAUGACGAAGACGACGACGACGACCAAGUUCUCCCUGUGCCCGUCAUCAACCUCGGUCCUGGUGACGCUACGCCAAAUCCAUUCAAGCUGCAAGAACACAGAAAGCGAGAGACUUUGCAUCACCGUCUAGUUGAGCGCGCAGCGCAUUCGAAGAGAGAAUCCGUGAAGAACGGGUUGACUGGAAAGUUGGACAGAACCCCGGUGCCCAAGUUCCCGUCGAGUCCGCGGGUUUCGGGUGGCCUUACGCCUGCCGCCCAAAGGCUGUGGGGGAAGAUAGGCAGCCCAAGGCCAGGCAGUCCGCAAAGUUCGUCCUUGAAGGCGACACCCAUGCGGGCAAGAGGCUCACUUUUAAAGGGCGGCGCCUCAGUAACAAGGGAAUCGACGCCAAAAUGA
Molecule: messenger RNA, 1344 nt
Organism: Colletotrichum fioriniae
Lineage: Eukaryota; Fungi; Ascomycota; Sordariomycetes; Glomerellales; Glomerellaceae
Cellular component (GO): catalytic step 2 spliceosome
Source: RefSeq, a predicted model, not a curated record